AUGAUGCAGAAGCUCCUCAUCGGUGCUAUUGUUCUUACUUUGGCCACAUUUUCUCAUUCCUCCCAAAGUACAAGCGGCUCGAACCAUCGCAUUGUCAAUUUAAACCCGUUCCGGUUGACGGCAAGGGCAGAGUAUGUAAACUCCAGUCAGUUAGCGACUGCGAGCACAUCCAUCAAUUAUGGAGACCAGAUCUACAUCGAAACCGCGACGCAUCUUGUCCAAAGCAUUUUUCCGAAUGCCACCUUCCGUAUUGUAGAGGAUGACUACGUUGGUGAUAACGGCGUGGCCCAUAUCAACUUCCGCCAGACCAUUCAUGGCAUCGAUAUUGACAAUGCUGACUUCAAUGUUAACGUCCGGAAAGAUGGACACAUCUUUUCCUACGGCAAUUCCUUCUAUACGAAAAGCCCCCCCGAAGCCAACCCGGCGAUACAACAGGACGUCUCUGAUCCAGUGGCAGCUAUUAAAAGUGCCUCAAACAACCUGAAGCUCUCCAUCGGCGUGGGACGAGUAUCGGCCGAUCUGAUCACAGAGAAAAACCUUUAUAAAUUCCGGGGCACAUCCGGAGUGGUCUCUGACCCAACCGCAAAGCUAGUCUAUUUUAUCAAGUCCGACGGAAGCCUUGCCCUUACCUGGAGAGUAGAGACGGAUAUCGGUAGGAAUUGGCUCUUAACAUAUGUGGACGCGAACAACAGCGACCACAUCCACGGUGUUGUUGACUACGUCGCUGACGCUAGCUAUGAAAUCUACAAAUGGGGCCUUAGCGAUCCAACCGAGGGCCGUCGCACCAUCAUCCAUGACCCCUGGGAUUUAUAUUCCUCGCCCUUCACCUGGAUCAGCGACGGAACCACCAACUACACCACCACACACGGCAACAAUGCUAUUGCGCAAUCCAAUCCCACCGGCCACGAGCCAUAUAUGAACAAUUUUCGCCCUAACAGCCCAGACGACCAGUUCGAAUACCCAUAUUCUCCAUCCAUGUCCCCUCCUACGUCAUACAUCAAUGCUUCGAUCGUCCAGUUAUUCUACACCGCCAACACCUACCACGACCUACUUUAUACCCUGGGGUUCACCGAGAAAGCAGGCAACUUCCAAUGGAACAACAACGGCAAAGGCGGGAUCGGACACGACUAUGUGGUUCUGGAUGUCCAGGAUGGCCAAGGCAUCAACGGCGCCAGCUUCGCCACUCCCCCGGAUGGACAGCCCGGUCGCAUGCGCAUGCAGAUCUGGACCUGGUCGAUCCCUAAACGCGAUGGAGCGUUCGACUUCGGCUUAAUUAUCCAUGAGUACACCCACGGCCUAUCCAAUCGCCUAACCGGUGGCCCCGCCAAUACCAAAUGCCUGACCGGCCUCGAGCCCGGGGGGAUGGGCGAAGGCUGGGGCGACUUCAUGGCCACCGCUCUGCGCCUGAAGCCCAAUGAUACCCGCUUAACGGACUAUACAAUGAGCCCGUGGGCCUCAAAUAAACAGGCCGGCAUUCGCGACUACCCCUACUCCACAUCGCUGACCACAAAUCCUCUGACAUAUACAAGCGUCAAUGGCUUGCGACUUGUACACAAGAUUGGUACCGUCUGGGCGACGAUGUUGUACGAGGUGCUGUGGAACUUGGUUGAUAAGUAUGGGAUGAACGACGGCGCGAAGCCUAUAUUCCAGAGUGCUGGUGUUCCUACGGAUGGGAAGUAUCUAACCAUGAAAUUGAUAGUUGAUGCGAUGGCAUUACAACCAUGUAAUCCAAACUUUAUACAAGCGCGUGACGCCAUCAUAGACGCUGAUACGGUACUCACGAAAGGCUCCAAUCAUUGCGAGAUCUGGAAGGCCUUUGCGAAGCGAGGUUUAGGGCAGGGAGCGAAGUACGGAGUGUGGAAUCGGGCUGGCAGUACUGAAGUUCCAUUUGGUGUUUGCUGA
Molecule: messenger RNA, 1902 nt
Organism: Aspergillus sclerotioniger CBS 115572
Lineage: Eukaryota; Fungi; Ascomycota; Eurotiomycetes; Eurotiales; Aspergillaceae
Product: extracellular metalloproteinase
Exons: 5
Coding region: 1-1902 (633 amino acids)
Molecular function (GO): zinc ion binding; metalloendopeptidase activity
Source: RefSeq, a predicted model, not a curated record